Molecule: messenger RNA, 3060 nt
Organism: Trifolium pratense (red clover)
Lineage: Eukaryota; Viridiplantae; Streptophyta; Magnoliopsida; Fabales; Fabaceae
Product: EVI5-like protein
Exons: 19
Coding region: 225-2663 (812 amino acids)
Source: RefSeq, a predicted model, not a curated record
UUUUGAUCCUCCACUCCACCCUCCGCUCCGAAACUCACUCACUCCCCAAUCCCUAAUCCUUCUUCUCUUACAAUUCACAUUCGCGCCAACACUACCGAACAUGCCGGACUUUACUUUCAAUCUCCACCACAAUUCCGAAUCAAACAGUGCUAACGAUUGGAUUUCUGAGAUUAGCUUUCAGAGUGAAAAGCUAUGGGCUGUAGAAUCGAAACUGUUCUUAAAUUAUGUUGUUGUCCUUGUUGAGUAAGCGUACAUUGGAGGUUGAUUCCAGGGAUUCUUAUGGAUUUGCAUUAAGGCCUCAAUACGCACAAAGAUACCGAGAAUAUUCCUUGAUCUACAAGGAAGAGGAAGGCGAAAGAUCGGAUAAAUGGACAAGUUUCAUUGAACAGAUAGACAAAUCAUCUCAAGUAAAAUCUUCUGAGAACAAACAUAAAGAAACAUCGGAAGCUGAAAGUAGUGAGGUCAAAGAAGAGGAAAAUCCUCAUAGGGUAAGUAAUGGGGAUUAUUCAAGUAGCAGGAGUUUUUCUGGAAGUACAGAGGUAGAAGACACAAAUGCAAACAGAACUAGUGAAGGAAACAAUUCAAGUGGGAGGAAGUCUUCUGGCACAAAGUCUUUAUCUGAUUGUUCACUAAGAAAUAAUUCUGCAAAGGAACUGCACCAUUCGGAAGAAAGAAAGACCCGUAAGGUUCAACGCUGGGCUGAAAUUAGACCAUCUCUUAGUGUCAUUGAAGAAAUAUUGAGCUCUCGUGUCAAGAAAGGAAAGAAAAUGAAAGUUAAAAGGAUAAAUGGUCGUGAUGACCACCUUCCAUCUAUAGAAGAAUCAGAACCUGUAGAAGGGGAUCCUGAGGAAAAUAUUCAGGGAGGAGAGGUCUGCACUAAUGAAACACUAAAUGGUGGUAAUGGCUCAAGGGCUGAAAAUGAUAUAACGGAUCAGGACUUGCCAGAACUUUUCUGUCCAUGGAAGGAACUGGAGUCCCUUGUUAGGGGAGGAGUCCCAAAGGAUCUUAGAGGAGAGGUCUGGCAAGCCUUUGCAGGUGUGAAAGUACGGCGUGUUGAGAGCUAUUAUGAUGAUCUGUUAGCUCAAGAAACUAACAGUUGUGAAGGCGAGGAGCAAGCUGUUCCAUCUGGUGCAUCAGGGAAAUGCAGAAAGCAGAUUGAGAAGGACAUACCACGAACUUUCCCAGGGCACCCUGCUUUGGAUGAAAAUGGCAGAAAUUCCUUGAGGCGUUUACUGCUAGCAUAUGCUCGACAUAACCCCUCCGUUGGGUACUGCCAGGCAAUGAACUUCUUUGCUGGUUUGUUGCUGCUUCUUAUGCCAGAAGAAAAUGCCUUUUGGACAUUCGUUGGAAUUAUUGAUGAUUAUUUUGAAGGCUACUAUACGGAAGAAAUGAUAGAAUCUCAGGUGGACCAGCUUGUUUUUGAGGAAUUGAUGCGUGAGAGAUUUCCUAAACUUGUUAAUCAUCUAGAUUACUUGGGAGUGCAGGUGGCAUGGAUAUCUGGACCGUGGUUUCUAUCAAUCUUUGUGAACAUGAUUCCAUGGGAAAGUGUUAUUCGAGUUUGGGAUGUUCUGCUAUUUGAAGGAAACCGUGUUAUGCUAUUUCGAACAGCACUGGCUCUAAUGGAAUUAUAUGGUCCUGCAUUAGUUACAACAACAGAUGCAGGUGAUGCAAUUACUCUAUUGCAAUCACUUGCUGGCUCAACAUUUGAUAGCAGCCAACUUGUCCUUACUGCUUGUAUGGGUUACCUAGCUGUGACUGAGGCAAGAUUACAGGAACUGAGAGAAAAACACCGUCCAUCUGUAUUAGAAGUUAUAGAAGAAAGGUCACAGAAAGGACGAGUUUGGAAAGAUUCCAAAGGGCUUGCAUCUAAAUUGUAUAGUUUCAAGAAAGACCCAGGGCCCCUGGUAGAAGAAAGAAAAGCUAAUGACGAAGGUGAUAUGGUAGCUGAUAAGGAUGUGCAGUUGGACUUGGAGUCCCAUUCCUCUAAUUUAGAUGAAUUGCUCAAUAGCCUCAAUAUUGAUUCCAAAGUGGAUUCCCUACCAGAUGUCCAGGAUCAGGUGGUUUGGUUGAAGGUUGAGUUGUGCAGAUUGCUGGAGGAGAAAAGAUCUUCCAUACUCAGAGCUGAGGAACUAGAAACAGCUCUAAUGGAGAUGGUGAAGGAAGAUAAUCGUCUGCAGUUGACUGCAAGGGUUGAGCAAUUGGAGCAGGAGGUAUCUGUGUUACAACAAGCCCUUAACGAUAAGCAAGAACAAGAAGCUUCCAUGCUGCAGGUCCUAAUUCGGCUAGAGCAGGACCAAAAAGUUACUGAAGAUGCCCGUAGAAGAGCAGAGCAAGAACUUGCAGCUCAGAAACUUGAAGUUCACAUCCUCCAGGAAAAGUAUGAGAAGGCCAUGGCAUCAAUUGCUGAGAUGCAGAAGCGAGUUGUUAUGGCAGAAAGUAUGUUAGAGGCUACCCUUCAGUAUGAAUCUGGUCAAUCCAAAGCACUAUCUUCUCCAAGGGCUGGUCGUGUAGAAAACGCUGCAAGGAAGAUUAGUCUUCUAAAUUUUGGACUUGGCUGGCGUGACAGAAACAAGGGAAAACCUAACACCGAGGAAUCCAGUGAAAGUUUGCAUGACAACGUCACUCCAAGAAAAGAGUCCAAUAAGGAAGAACAAGGUCGAUAGAGCAUGCAGCGCAGUGGCGCUCGAACCCACAAUCCAGUUCUUUGCCAACUUUUGAGUUGUUGCUUAUUCCUGAUAUCACUGCCCAAUUUUCAUUGUUAAUUCUCCUCUUCCUUUCUUCGUGAUCCAUUGUAUUCUGCUAAAGUUAAAUCCGAUGUAAGAAAUUGUUUCAUGUGUUGAUAGAUCAAUUAGGUGUAGAGAAUAUAUUUUUGUCUUUGACACCAUUGUUCCAAUCAAUUUGUUUGCCAAGUAUAGUGGAAAAAGUUGACAAAAUUAUGUACUGACCGAAAGAAGAAAAACGGAAAUCUAAUCUUGGUUAGCAAGGGCUCUUAGAUUUGAUACAGAUUCGGUAAGCAUUGAAAUGUGAGAAAAAAUAUUAGGCGGUGUCCUUAUUUUGAUA